Molecule: messenger RNA, 4357 nt
Organism: Heterocephalus glaber (naked mole-rat)
Lineage: Eukaryota; Metazoa; Chordata; Mammalia; Rodentia; Bathyergidae
Source: RefSeq, a predicted model, not a curated record
UUGAUUUUUGUGAAUGAAAUGCUCCCAGGAUCUCUUCGGUCGCCCGUUUCUGGCUUUCCUUGCCUCCAUCUCUCUCUCGGCCUCUCUUUCUGGCCAUUUCUGAUUCUCUCCCUGCCCAUCUCCCCGUUGCUGGGUGACUCAGUGAGCUUUGCAUCCGGUCUCAUUCAUAAAUCCGGGAAGGGGUGGGGGGAAGAAGAGAGCCAGGGUUUCUCACCCAGCCAGUGGCCUGGGUGACAGGGUGCGGAGGCAGUGUUGGCGGAAUGGGAGUACAUGGUGCGGGUCCGAGCUGUGGUGAUGGCCCGAGAUGACUCCAGUGGGGGCUGGCUGCCUGUGGGGGGCGGGGGCCUCAGCCAGGUGAGCGUGUGUCGGGUCCGAGGGGCCAGGCCCGAGGGGGGGGCCCGCCAGGGGCACUACGUCAUCCACGGGGAGCGCCUCCGGGACCAGAAAACCACCUUGGAAUGCACCCUGAGACCAGGCUUGGUUUACAACAAAGUGAACCCCAUCUUCCACCACUGGAGCUUGGGUGACUGCAAGUUUGGGCUGACGUUUCAGAGCCCUGCUGAGGCUGAUGAGUUCCAGAAGAGCCUGCUGGCUGCGCUGGCUGCCCUGGGCCGAGGCUCGCUCACCCCCUCCUCUUCCUCCUCCUCCUCCCCUUCCCAGGACACCGCAGAGACCCCCUGCCCUCUGACGUCCCACGUGGACAGCGACUCAUCCUCCAGUCACAGCCACCAGGAGACGCCUCCCACCGCGCCAGCAGCCCCCAUCGUCACUGUGGAGUCCGCCUCUGCCUUUGGGCCGACCACGCCCCCCCAGGGCCGCUCCUCGGCUCAGAGCUACCCUCCGCUUCUACCAUUCACGGGGAUUCCGGAGCCUUCAGAUCCUGUGGCAGGGGCAGGAGGCCCGGGCUGGGGUGGCCGCGGCUAUGAGGAUUACCGGCGCUCCGGACCACCUGCGCCCCUUGCCCUAUCCACCUGUGUUGUGCGCUUCGCCAAGACUGGCACGUUGAGGGGCGCAGCCCUGGGUCCCCCAGUGUCAUUACCUGCCCCUCUUACCGAGGCUGUGCCCCCAGCUCCCCCGGCUCGCCCACCCCCUGGCCCAGGCCCCACCCCUGCGCCAGCCAAGGGCUCCCCCGAGGCUGAGGAGGCUGCGCGCUGUGUGCACUGCCGAGCGCUCUUCCGCCGCCGAGCGGACGGGCGUGGUGGCCGCUGCGCUGAGGCCCCGGAUCCAGGUCGCCUAUUGGUGCGACGUCUCAGCUGCCUGUGGUGCGCCGAGAGCUUGCUCUACCACUGCCUGUCAGACGCCGAGGGCGACUUCUCGGACCCCUGCGCUUGCGAGCCGGGCCACCCGCGACCCGCCGCGCGCUGGGCAGCGCUGGCUGCACUCUCGCUGGCCGUGCCCUGCCUGUGCUGCUACGCGCCUCUGCGCGCGUGCCACUGGGUCGCAGCACGUUGUGGCUGCGCAGGCUGUGGGGGUCGCCACGAGGAGGCUGCGCGGUGAGGACCGCCUGGAGGGUCUGGCAGCAGGACCAAGGACCCAGCAUUGAGGGUCCAGGAUCCCGGACUGAUUCGGUUUGAACCUAAAACUCAAACCUAGGCACAUCUGGAACUUGGAGCUUGAGUUUGGACCGAGAGAUCCCAGACCUGGAACCUGGGCCCCAAAUCUAGGACUGAGUGACCCCAGACUGAGCAUCAUUAGGAUGUCUAUCAAAGGUCCUGAGUUCUGGAUUCUCCAUCCAUCUUCCCACUGAAGAGAUUCCUGACAUCUUUAGACUGCAUCUCAGAGGGCCCCAGGAAUACACAGAUCCCAGAGAGGAACUGGGACCUCAAACUCUUGACUCUCUGUCCAAAUGACCAACCCAGAUCCCUGCCACACCUGACACCAUGAACUCUCAGAUUGCAGCCCCAGAAUUAGUCAGGAAUUGCCAAUACCUGAUCUUGCCUGUAUCCAAUUACUCCCGGAUCUUGCAAUCAGAGGACCUGGAACCACCCCCAAAUGGUCCCUGAAUGUUCACCUGAGACCUGGUGCACCCACAUCUGACACAUUCUGUAGCCCCAGGAUCCCUGAGACACCAAUCCGUCCUGGGCUUGAGACUGAUAUGGUCUGGAAUCACCAGACACUGGCCCAGAUCCACCCACUCCUGAGUGUCCACAGACCUGACCUGCAAUCCAGGACACCAAGAUGUAAGAUAUCCAAGUGACUUCAGUUGCUGUAGGACAGCAGUCUUAAGGUGUACUGAGUCCUUGGAUGUGCUCAAACAUGAGAUGUUCUCUGACCAAAAUGAUUGGAGAAGCCCAUUCCAAGGCUCCAAAUACCAGACCCCAAGAUCCUCUGAGAGCCAGUUAUUGAAGGCCUACAUAUACUCUAGUCACUACAAACCAGUGUUCUUGGGAGCGUUGGUUGUCAUAUAUGGAUUUGGAGGUGCCUGUUACCCAAGCUAUAUGAAUGACAGCCACUGGCACCUCAGGCCCAAGACAUUGAUCUCAAGUCCUCAAAUAGCCCCUUUCAGUCCCCUUGGAACUGGAUUUUGAGAGCCAAAAUGUCCUAGAAUCAAUCUCUGGCUUCCUUCCAGCCCCAUAUUCCCAGUCCCCUAAAAUGGGAUGGUCAUGGCAACCCAGACCUCUGAUCCCUUGGCCCUCAGCUCCUGAGUAACCCCAAGGUGCUUUAAGAGCACUGGAUCCAAGACUCCAAGGUGCCACCCACCCCCAGCUACAGGACUCAAUCCCCCACAACAUUGGGAUUGUUCCUGAUCUAAGAUCUUGGUCCUCCAUACCAGACAUUCAGAUCUGAGAUGCCCCAGGACCCUAGUACUCUCAGACUCCAGAUUUCUAUUGCCUCAACCUUCUCUAGUUUGAUGAAACCCCAAGAUGCCUCUACACGUGAUUUCCCAGCCCCCACUCAUGAAUCUUCUGAGAACUGUUGUCCCUUGAAUCCUGCCAUCCACGGGCUCCUGAAGCCCCAAAUUUCCAAACUCUGGAAUUCUGGUCCCCAGAACCACAGCUCAAGCCUCCAGAAAUCCUCAGAAUUAUCCCUUAGCCUAGGGGGAAAGCCCUACCAUUUUGAGCCCAGAUUCCUGUAUUCCAGAACCUCCUGGCACUCCCCACUUCCACCUGGAGGGCGCAGCAUUGCCGCAGAUGAUUGUGUAGGCCAUUGGCUAAGCAAAAGCGCACAGCUGUGAUGGUGUAUGGAACAUAGCAAAGGCUGCUGGCCUAGCUGGGCCUCCAGAGGAAGGCCGGUCUUUUUUUAUUUGCACAUAGACACUUGGACUAACUAUGGCUCUGUGGGGACCCCUGUCAUCCUGGCCUUGUAGAUCCUCCUCCAAGUCCAAUCCUGAGCCCUAACCGUGGUCCAAGUCUAUCCUUCCAUUAACCUCUUCCAUCUCAGAGUCAGGGGUUGCUUUUGAAAGCUUGUUUUAUGGCCCUAUGAGGCUCCACUUGGGGAGAGUGGGAUGUCCAGGGUACUUAAGAUCUGGUGUCCAGCAUGGAGGGACCAAGUUCUCACAGGAAGACAGUCUCACUUAUUUUAUGGGCUUGGGACCUGCAUCUGGCCUCAAGCAUCUGGAAAUGUGCAUUUUACCUUUCUUCAUUACCCAGAUUUGGAUGGCCUUGUGGAGUUCAAGCGAUAGAUCCUUCUAUCGAUUCUUUUAAAAUUAUUAACUAUUUAUUCAUCCGGAACCUGUGAGACUCAGCUCUCCCAACCAGACCCUGGGAUGGGUGAGAGAAGGGGGGAUGUCCCUCCCAUUCCCACUCUGCCCAGCUCUCAUCACUGUCAGACCCACCAGAGCUGAGGGCGGAGGGACUGGGGGCUGGGGCAGCCUGAGUCCCCACCCCCUCUCUGUGCCUCGGUCUCCCCCCUUCCGUGGUGGGCGGGGGGGAAGCUCCAUUCUUAACCUACCUCGUUUUAGGGAGGGGUGGGACAGGGGAUCAGAGUGCUGUACGGUGCUGUGGGAUCUUUGGAUAAAGUGGUGGGGACUGGGGAAGGUUCCCCAGCCCCCACCCCCAGCACCGCCUCUCCCAGGUCUCUCAGUCCUGCUUCUUGCUGAUACCCACCUCUGAUCCAUGAUUACCCUUCAUGGCCCCCAAAUCAGGGGUGCAUGGAGGGCUGCCCUGGGACCCAGGAAGACCUCAGACCCUGGAACCCCCAGGCCCAAUUUCCUAGCUGCUUGCCCCUCGGAUUGGAUGCUUGGCCCCCAGACUUGGGGGAGGCGCCUCAACAUUUAUCUUCCUGAUCUUGAUUCCAAGCCAGUCUGUGACCUCAAUAUUAGUGUCAGUGCAGGCUGGGAGGAUGGGGGCCAAAAACCCAGCCUUGUCAUUGGGGGAGGGGGGCAUGAGAUCCGCUCCAAGAAAUGUCUGUGACAAAG